CCUCAUUGCACUCUAGAAUACUUUGAACCCUGUGGCCAAGGAUAGAGCGUCCAAGAAUCCGUAUUUUGGGUUUCUCUCUCUCUAGACCAGCGAGUCUCAAGUGUCUGAGCUUUUGCAACUAUGUGGUCUCCGCUGGAGCUUGCAGCAGGCGUCUCGCUAGGCGAGCAAGGCCUCGUCGAGCAAACUGCUGCUCUGCAACUCGCGCAGCCCAAAGAUCAGGCUCAAAAUCAGUCUGCUAUCCAUUCUGAUGACUCCAGCGCUCAACAGAAGCAAUUUAACUCGGGGGUCGAUCACUCUCAGUUUGGCAGUCGCUACCUCACCGAAGAGGACGAUGUUUUCCAACAUAACGCCUGGGACCACGUCGAGACUGAUGAUGCAUUCAAACGGUUCGCCGAAGAGCAGUAUGAAAUGCAGCGUCAGUCUCCCGUUUCGGAGUUUGAUAAAAAUAGACUAAAUACAAAUCCUGCCCGGAUGUGGGACCUGUUCUAUAAAAACAACACGGCCAAUUUCUUCAAGAACCGAAAGUGGCUUCAGCAAGAAUUUCCCGUUCUUGGCGACAUAACCAGGGAUGACGCUGGUCCUAAGAUAGUUCUUGAGAUCGGCGCUGGCGCUGGCAAUACGGCUUUCCCCAUAUUGGCACACAGCAAGAACCCUCAACUUAAAGUGCAUGCCUGCGAUUAUUCCAAAAAGGCGGUUGAAGUGAUGCGAAGUCAGGACGAGUACAACGAAGCCUUCAUGCAAGCCGACGUAUGGGAUGUGACGAGCGAUGAGCUUCCUCCCGGCCUCCAGGAAGGUUCGGUUGAUGUCGCGAUUCUAAUAUUCAUAUUCUCGGCCCUUGCGCCCAAUCAAUGGAAAAAGGCCGCCUCCAAUGUCCACCGCCUGCUCAAACCUGGCGGCCAGGUCUGCUUCCGAGACUAUGGAAGAGGGGAUCUGGCGCAGGUCAGGUUCAAAAAGGGCCGAUAUAUGGCCGAGAACUUCUACGUGCGGGGCGACGGCACCCGAGUUUACUUCUUUGAGAAAGAUGAACUCGAGUGCAUCUGGACCGGGAAGUUUGAGGACGAAGCUGACGAGCCCUACCCAGGCUUCGAGAUCGACUUCCUCGGUGUCGACAGGCGAUUGCUCGUCAACCGGGCGCGCAAACUCAAGAUGUACAGGUGCUGGAUGCAGGGUCGAUUUAGAAAAAGAGAGGAACCAUCCCAAUAACAAUUAUCCAUCGUAUCAAGCAAGUGACGGCAGGCACAGCUAUGCAACUCCCCAGAAGCAUCUACGCUGGCGACAAUGAUGAUCUAGCUCUAGUAUAAGACUCGCUCACGUAGUUGGCUCCUCUCGGUUAGUCCAAACCCGAUGGCGUCCAGAUAGCAAUUAAGGCC
Sodiomyces alkalinus F11 is the source of this 1370-nucleotide messenger RNA. Its product is annotated as methyltransferase. The transcript is spliced from 2 exons. NCBI's taxonomy places the organism in Eukaryota, Fungi, Ascomycota, Sordariomycetes, Glomerellales, Plectosphaerellaceae. The record is from RefSeq and is a predicted model, not a curated record. The coding region runs from base 121 to 1203 and encodes 360 amino acids. Gene Ontology annotation, molecular function: tRNA (cytidine-N3)-methyltransferase activity.